Messenger RNA from Hypoxylon fragiforme, 1867 nucleotides. Its product is annotated as FAS1 domain-containing protein. The record is from RefSeq and is a predicted model, not a curated record. Bases 146 to 1555 code for a protein of 469 amino acids. Gene Ontology annotation, biological process: macroautophagy. The transcript is spliced from 2 exons. Gene Ontology annotation, cellular component: fungal-type vacuole membrane. Lineage: Eukaryota; Fungi; Ascomycota; Sordariomycetes; Xylariales; Hypoxylaceae.
AGAGAUCCCUGGCCUCGUAAGACAAGCGUCUUAUAUCGUCUUAUGUGCACCUCUUCUUAUAAGCUUUUCCCACAUCCGUAGAUUCCGGACCCUUUUGAUAUUUCCCACUUGUUCUACCAAAUCACGAACCCUAUCAUCGUCGAACAUGAAGUAUUCGACUACGCUGUUGCCCCUGGUGGCCACAGCCUCCGCUAUCGUUAUACCUGAUGAGGCUACCGCAAAGCAGCUCAUCCUCGAUGUCAAACAGCAAACCGAAGAAACCGUCUCUACGUGGUGGGAUGCCCUUCCUAGUUUCGACGACGCUCUCUCGUCCGCCCAUAAUGUCCUAGAUGACGCUAUUAGAAUUGCCGAGAAUAAGGCUGGUGAACUUAGCGAGGACACCUCUUUGAUCACCGACUUUCUCUCAACUUCCGACUACAACAACGGUCCUCACCACGGACCCCCGGGACACAGCACGAACCUGACGGUGUAUCAAUCGAUCCACGCCUCCAAUUACACCAAGAGGUUCGCUGCCUUGAUUGACGACUUUCCAGACCUAGUCGACAAGCUCAAUAGCACAUCAGGAGGUAACGUGACAGUCCUCGUGCCCACCGACCGAGCCUUUGAAAGGAUCCCCGACCACCAUAAGGGCCAUAAGCCCCCCAAGGAGUUUAUCGAAAAGCUCAUUCAGUAUCAUGUCCUUCCCGGCUUCUAUCCCGCUGGUCGUGUGCUCACUCACCACACUUUACCGACCGCUUACGAAGAAGAAGCACUGGGCGGCAGACCUCAGAGGCUUCGCGUUAGUGUUGGCUUGUCCGGUGUAAGGAUGAACUUUUUCGGCAAGAUUAUCUACGCAAACUUGGUAACCAAGAAUGGAGUCGUUCAUGGUCUAGACCACAUCCUAGUACCACCGCCGCCCAUCGAGACAUUGAUCUCCUUAUUCCCAACCAAGUUCUCAACGCUCUCCCUCGCAGCCGGGAAGACUGGGUUCGGCCACCACCACAAUAGUAGCGGGAAGAAAUACCUUACAGGCAUUACUCUCUUCGCACCCACAAACCUUGCCUUCAAGAAGUUGGGUCCUGGCGCCAAUGCCUUCCUGUUCAACACGGAGAAGGGGCUACAUUACCUCAAGGCACUAUUAGCCUACCACGUUGUCGUCAACGAGACGCUGUAUUCGGACGAGUACUACGGGAAGAAGGGUUCUGACUCUCUUCUCAACAUGCGGUGUGACGAAAUCGAGAGUGCCGACGACGUCAAUGACAAAGACCAGACGACCGGCAAGGGCGUCAAGCACUUCCACAUCGACCUGCCUACGCUCCUAGGUGACAAGCACAUCGCUGUCGACAUUACACGGUGGUACGGAUUUAUCAGAAUCAAGCUCAACGGACACGUGCCUGUUACCAUUCAGGAUGGAGUGGCCAAGGACGGUGUCAUUCAAGUGGUUGAUUCUGUUCUGAUUCCCCCGCACAAGCACAAGGGCUCCUGGAACGCGGAUGUCGAUGGUGAUAUUCCCGUUGAGGAGUUGAUUGAGCGUUUGAGCCCGUUUGUCGCGGACGAGGAGGUGGGUGAGUUGUGAAGAGUUAACGUAAGGCAGAAACUCCACAGCUGCAGAUGACGAGCCAUGCUAGGUAAUAUUAGAGGCUAUUCCAUCGUGAAAAGAUUGGAUGAGCUAAUCUAAGCGAUGCAUCUGUAUACUAUAUCACACAUUCACGAAGCUAAAUGUAAAAGGCGCUUGGGGAUGGGAGUAGGAAAAGGGUACCUAGUACGGUUCAUUAAUGGAUAUUAGUGCCGUAUCCUGAUACUUUGAUGAAGAGGUGUUGUUCAUUAUCUAGGUAGGUAGGUACCUAUCUAUCAGCAUAUAAACUUAGCUAGGUUAGGGCUUAUGGUC